GGAGCGCGGCGGCGGCGGCGGCGGCCGAGCCGAGCCGAGCCCAGCCGCGCCGCGCCGCUCGCACACGAGCGGUGGCACCGUGUGCUUUCUUUUGGGGCCACGGUGCUUGCUUCUUCCCUCGGGGGAAGAGGGAGGAAGGUGGCCGUGGGGGUCCGUCCCCUCCCGCGCGUGUGCGGAGAGCGGCCGGCGGCGGCGCCGGGGGUGCUCCGCGCCCUCGCCCUGCCCGCGGUGCAGUUACGAUGCGCCCCGGACGCCGUGUGGUUGCAGCGCGGCGGCGCUGACAUCGCUCACCAUGGACAGCUUCGACUUAGCUCUCCUUCAGGAGUGGGACCUGGACUCUCUAUGUGUCUAUGAGCCAGAUAGAAACGUGCUGCGAAGGAAGGAAUGGGAAAGGAGAAACCAGGAGGCCCAGCAGGACAAUGGCGCGUUUAACACAAACUAUUCCCUCUUCAGUGAACCAUACAAGACUAACAAGGGGGAUGAGCUUUCCAAUCGCAUCCAGAAUACUUUGGGCAACUAUGAUGAAAUGAAAGACUUGUUAACUGACCGGUCAAACCAGAGCCAUCUCGUUGGGGUUCCAAAACCUGGGGUUCCUCAGACAUCUCUCCCCAAGACUGAUGAACAUCUUAUUGCAGACUCGAGACCACCACCUCCUCCUCCUAUUUCUGGCACUACUUCUUCCACACCAGCAUCCCUUGCUGCCCAGCAGAGCAAAAGCACCGCAAUGGGCUGGCAGAAGGCUGGGCAUAAUGCCACUUCAGAUGGCCAGCAGAGAGCGAGCAAACACGGACAUCGGUCACUGGAGUCACACAAGGGUGACUUCAAACUGGCGAGCCAAAAAUCCAGUUUGGAGAAACUAAAACACUAUGCAUCAAGUCCCACCUCCUCCUCUUCCUCCUCCUCUUCUUCCUCUUCCUCCUCCACCUCCUCUUCCUCCUCCUCCUCCUCCUCCAAUACUGCCCAGCAAAGCUCGCUGAGGGCCACAUUAGGAGACAACACCAAUAGAGUCCAGCAGCCAGCAAAGCUCAGUUGUGGCUCAGAAGGAGGAACCAAAGUCCAAGAGAGGCCAGCAAAGCAUGGUGGGGGGCACUGCGUCCAGAACUUCCCACCCUCUCUUGCUUCAAAGCCCAGUCUGGGUCAGCAGAAGCCAACAGCUUAUGUACGGCCAAUGGACGGUCAAGACCAGGCUCCGGAUGAGUCUCCAAAGCUGAAGUUACCAGCAGAGACGACCAAGUCAUAUCGGGGAGUGCCUUCCAGCAAGCCUGAUUCGGCCAGGACCAAGUCAAAGAUCACCAAGUUCAGCAUUCCUAAGCAAGAAGAAGACAGUGGAACAGGAGAUAACAGCUGCAUUGAAGAAAUACUGCGGGAGAUGACCCAUUCAUGGCCUCCACCACUGUCAGCUAUUCACACACCAGGAAAGGCAGAACAAAGCAAGUUUCCCUUCCCAAACAAGGAGUCACAGCAGGGAUCUACAGGACACAGCAAUACAAGGAAAAGCGAUGUAGAGCCAAAGACCCCAGAGAAAAGCGCAACCCAUACAUCAAUGCUAGAAGAUGACCUCAAGUUAAGCAGUGAUGAAGAGGAGAAUGACCAGCAGGCAGCACAGAGAUCUGCUCUCCGCGUUCUAUCUGACAGCCUGGUGGUGCCGCAGUCCAAUGCCCGAGCCUCGGGACUCUCCAGCAAGGGGUCGAGCAGCAGCAGCUCCAGUGAAUCCGAGACCAGCUCAGAGUCUGACUCAGAGAGCGAAAGCAGCUCCAGCGAGAGUGACGGCAGCAAAGCCUCCCAUUACUCCAGCCCAGAGCCUGAGCCGCCCUCGUCCAACAAGUGGCAGCUGGACAAGUGGCUGAACAAAGUUACCCCUCACAAAGCACCCAUCCUAACCCACCCCGAUGGCCCGGCGCUGGAAGCCCAUCCCUACUACGGCCGCCUGAAGGCAGAGCGGCAGGAAGGACAGAAGACCCCGGCUGAGGGCCCGGCCGAGCAUCGCAGUGAGGAGAGCCGCGCCGCCGCCGCCGCCGCCGCCGCCGGGGACGGGCCGCGGCCCAGGACCGCCAACAAAGCGCCCGGCAGCAAGGGCAGCCGGCAGAAGUCACCCCUCGCUGCCGACAGCGGGCCGCCGAGGCGGGCAGCAGGGAAGAAGGCACCGCGGCGAGCCGAGAGGAACUCCGCCGGAGACGCCCCCCCCUGCCCCAGCGCAGAGGAGCCCCCCCGGAGCCACGGCUUCCCUGAAGGCGCUGCUGGCGAGACGCCCAGGGCCCGGCCCGGCGGCGGCGGCUGCAGAGCGGGGCACCGCCGGGAGCCCCGCUCAGCUGCAGCCGGUGAGAAGCGUCGGGCCCGAGGGCCGAGCAAAACGGCGCCCAAAUCCAAGGAGUUCAUCGAGACCGAGUCUUCGUCCUCAUCGUCCUCCUCCGACUCGGGCUCUGAGUCGGAGCGGGAGGAGCGCCCGCUGCCCAAGGUGCCAGCGGCAGCCGGGCCUGAGCCGCGGGGUGCCAAGGACGCGGGGACCGGCACCGCCAGCAAACCCCACGGCGGCUGCAGUGCCUUUGGCUCUAUUAAUGCCAGGACUAGUAGUGAAAUAGCAAAGGAGCUGGAGGAACAGUUUUACACCCUGGUUCCUUUCGGUAGGAAUGAGCUCCUGUCUCCUCUGAAAGACAGUGAUGAGGUAAAGUCGCUGUGGGUCAACAUUGACUUGGCUCUUUUGUCCAGGAUUCCAGAGCGUUUGCCCGAAGAACCGCUGGCCAUGAGCGCCGGAGCAAACCAGGCGGCCAGCUUCCCGCAGGGUAGUAGUGCUGAACCCCCCGCAGAGAAGGGUUUACCGAAAUCUAGAAGGAAACGCAAGUGUGAGAAUGAGGAAGAGUGCAGAGACAUCAAGAAGACCCACUUAGAGCGAGAGAGUUCUUCACGAUUAGCUGCCUCUGCCCAAAGCAUCACAACAGCAAAUCACUGUAAUAUGAAUGAAAAUAGCUUGGCAAUACCAAUAAAUAAAAAUGAGAAAAUGCUUCGGUCACCCGUCUCUCCCCUCUCUGAUGCAUCAAAACACAAAUAUUCGAACGAUGAUUUAACUUCCUCCAGCAGACCUAAUGGCAGCAGUCUAUUACCUUCAAUCUCCUCCAGCAAAAAACAUAAGGGUGAAAUCCAGUCGCAGCCACAUCCUGGGGACUUCAAUAAAGCAAUUCAUAUCAAUUCAGAAAAUGUUCUUCUCUGCAAUAAGCCACAGUUCCAAACAGAGCCUUGGUCACCUCUGUCCACCACACCCAGGGACUGCAGAAGAACAAAGCUUAUCUUUGAUGAUAUACCACGCAAUGCAGAUUACUUUAUGCAGGAAGCUAAACGGAAGAAGCAUAAAGCAGAUGCAAUGGUGGAGAAGUUUGGAAAGGCACUGAAUUAUGCAGAAGCAGCACUAUCGUUUAUUGAGUGUGGAAAUGCAAUGGAACAAGGCCCAAUGGAAUCUAAAUCCCCUUAUACCAUGUAUUCAGAAACAGUUGAACUCAUCAGGUAUGCAGUGAGACUGAAAACCCACUCAGGUCCCAACGCCACGCCAGAAGACAAACAGCUGGCUGCAUUAUGUUACCGCUGCCUGGCCCUUCUGUACUGGAGGAUGUUCCGACUCAAGAGAGACCACGCAGUCAAGUAUUCGAAAGCGCUUAUUGAGUAUUUCAAGAAUUCAUCAAAAGCUGCCCAGAACCCAUCUCCUUGGGGUGCCAGUGGAAAGAGCACAGGAACUCCAUCACCUAUGUCCCCUAGCCCUUCUCCAGUCAGUUCUGUAGGAUCCCAGGGGAGCACAGGGGCCCCUUCCCCAUCUCCUAUCAUCAGCAUCCCGCAGCGCAUUCAUCAGAUGGCUGCCAACCACGUCAGCAUCACCAACAGCAUCCUGCACAGCUAUGACUACUGGGAGAUGGCUGACAACCUGGCCAAGGAAAACAGAGAUUUCUUUAACGACUUGGAUGCAUUGAUGGGACCUAUCACCUUGCACAGCAGUAUGGAGCAUUUAGUCCAGUACACCCAACAAGGACUUCACUGGGUGCGGAAUAGUGCUCACUUGUCAUAAUGACUGCGUGCCAUUCACAUGGACAGUAUCCCUUUCAUGGAUAAUUCAGUUAUUCUGGACACUGUGCUACAGAAAUAGUCAGCUACAGCAUUGAUCCAAACAAAGGUGAAUAUUUCUUCAAUAUUGAGCAAAAUUCUUCUGAGUGUAGACAUGUAUGUGCGCAGAGGUACAAUAUACAAUGAUGUCUCUUCAGAAUGAAUUGUUCUCUAUCACUCUCCAAACAUUUUCAUACACUAGAAAUACUAUAAAGAACUGAUCUUAAUGCACAAACAUACCCUUUCUAUUCUUGUACUGAAAAACUCAGAAACCAAAAUCUUAUGGGUUGAUUGAACCAAGUGCAAUAAGCACAGAUCCCUAUUCAGGAAAGCUCACAACAGAUUCUUAACUUUAAGCUUGUACUGAAAUCCUGAUGACUUCAGCAGAGCUUAAGCACAUACACAAGGGCUUUCCUGAACUGGAAUGAAUGAGGGCAAAUCAUAGACAUGGAGAAUUUUUACUGCAAGCAUGGACACGUCACAGAAGUUUCCAUAUUAACUGUGCCACCUCCCUCUUACUUCUCCACUGGAGCACAGAGAGGAGGUGUGUAGUCUGCAUUAAGUUGGAGAAAGACAGCAUUCCUUCCUGUGCAAUAAGUUUCAACAAAUUGCAUGCAUUUCUUUAUCUCCUGUCUUUUUAAAUAACUUUAUGUCUCCUUCAGCUCCUCACCAACAGUGCAACCUACAGUAUCACUCAAAAGGAAGGCCUGAAAACAGAUAUGCUGGUAGGAAGAACUUAAAAGAGAUGGUGGAAAAUUGCAUUCUGUUACUGACAGUAAAUAGAUAAGGAAAAAAUAUGGCAAACAGUAAUCCACUUAGGAAGGAAAAUGUGUUAAUUUCAGCUGCACACACACAGAGACAGAUAUUUAUAACAGUUGUUGGCUUUGCAUGGGAAGGCUUCAUCCUGCAGAUUUUGACUUUCAUAUCUUUUUCAUCUAGCAGAAGCUUGCAACAUUUUCUUCCAGGCUGUAUGGGAGCAUUACAUGCAAUUUCCUUUAUCUGGGAAGCUGAGUUUGCUGCUCAUCAGACUAAGAACUGUUUCCUAUCAUAAUCCUCUCACUCUUCAUGCAUAAUCCUCAACUAGGCUUUAACGUUUCUUGAUUUAUGGGAUGUUUUCAGUUCCUGUUGACAGGCUGUGUUUUUCAUGCCAGAGAAUUAAUCCCACAAUAAUUGGAGUUUAAUUUGGGUCAGAUGAGGUCAAGGCCAGUUCAUAUCAACUGCGCUUGCACUCAGUGCAUUUUUGUUCAUUUUCAGUGGUUUUCACAUAUUUAGGGGUUUUUUUUCUAUAUUGGAAAUAUUUUUUUUGCAAUCACAUUUGCUGCCUUUACUCAAAUCAGCAGCUCCAGCGACUUUCAAUUGUUCUUGUCCAAGGCAUUAGUUGAACCCUUUUACUGUUAUUUUCUAAUCUAAUUUGCUUACAUAUUAAGAAAUCUUGAGUACAAAAGACUUUCAAUAGAAGAUGCAAGUAGAAAUAGCCACUGAUACAAAUGGUUGAUUAAUUGGUACUUGCUGCCUUUAUUUUUCUGUCCCCCCUUUAUGAAAAGCUGCAUUUUGAAAAAAAGAUACCAAACAAUAUGGCACAAUUUCUUAGUCAAAUGUCUUUGGUAGCACAGACUCCAUGUACCCCGUGGUAAAGAGUGGGCUUAUGAGCACACUGAGCCCCACAUAGCCGUGUUUUUCUGCCGAGGCUGCUCACCAUAACUCCAGCUAUUGUUCAGACUCAGCAUUCACUGUGUUCUCUGAAGCAGCCACCAAGGAACUGCUCAGCCCCAAGCCAUCCUGGGCCAAUAUUUAUUUGCCCAUCGGUGCUCAGAUACUUCCCCCCCAGGAGAAUGCCUGUGGCUGUGGCCACCUCUUAGCAUGGUCUUGAGUGUUACAAUGUGGCUGGCUUUAGCAGAGAACAUGUAGUUGCCUUUAAAGGACAAAAUACGUGACCUCUGAGUCCUGCCGUCACCCUUAGCCCUGGCUGCCACCCACCCCAGAAGGAACACAAUUUGUUUCGUCACAAGUAUCAUGGAGAACUCGAUUGGUGCCUUUCUGUUUAUCACUUGCCUGAUCUCCAGCUGUGGAAGGAAGUCUGUCAGGAUUUGCUAGAUUAGUAGCAACGGAUUCUGUCAGCUGCUCCAAUGCCAUCCACAGGUACUGCAGGAUUUCUCCUCAGAUCAGGAAAGUGAAACUCCAGCUAGAUUAGCUUCUGUUUUCUUUGACGGUGCCUAUGAUGUUUAUCUUCAGAUAAGUUUGGGGGUUUGGGAGCCCUUUCUGAUAUUUAACAUUGAGAAAUUUUAGAAGUAACAUAUAUUACUUGCCUUAAAUGGAGUUUAGUUUUAUUGCACAUGUGGCAUUUGAGUUUCAAAUAUGGAACUUUGAAGCAUGUUUAUUUUACUAAGAUCGGGAUAUUUUUCUUAAUCAUGAUGAACUCUUUGUAUGGAUAUAAUAUGUCAAGAAACUUCAAAGAAAUGCAAGAAUUAAUGGUGUUCUGUUGUAACAUUUCCAAGUACUAAACAUCUCUGUAGAUGAUUGUCCUUUCCUGUACACUGCUCUUAUAUUGAGUUAUUUCAGCUAAAAUAUCUAUUGCUUCCAUGGAAAUCUUACUGAUUUUUAGUUUUUGUGCUGGCGUCAUCUGUGUUGUCUGAUGAGCACACUGAGCCUUAAUUUCUGGUGGUGCAACAGGAUGAGUGGAUUAAAGGGUUUGGCCUUCUCUCCAUAGGGUUUCUCACAGCUAAACUAUUUUAGCGAGGUUAUUUAGAAUACUCUUCUGUGCAGGCUAUUUGCUCUGUAGGGUUGCUGCUGAUUGGAUGUCUGAAUGUGGCACGGUGACAACAAAUACUUAAUUUCAUCUUCUUAGGGACUGGUCUGCAAAAGUGCAUGUGACUUCAGGUCUGGUCCAGUUAAGCCUAUGCACCACUUUAAGAACCUGAAUAGUCUUAGGCAGAUCACACUGUGAGUCAAAGAUGCUCUGUGUGUUUUGGAUGGGACCAGAGGAGGCUGUCCUUUUUUUGCAGUUCCCUGAAAUACACUGACUUAUUUUAACCUGCUGUAGAAGUCCAGGAAUAUGCAGGCUUCUUUAGCCAUAGCAACAUUCAGGUUCAAUUUUGGAAAAGUAAGAAGUCAUUCUGUACAAAUCCAGAAGGAUUAUGCCUGGAGGAAGAGGUUUGCUUACAAACAGAGGCUUCUGAAUCAGUAAGAGUUCAUACAACAAUAGGAAUGGAUGGAAAGGAACUGUGUAUUGCAGGUGGGCUUUUCAAAUCCAGAAUGGCCUAUAGGAUCCUCACAGACAGCAAGAUCAUACAGAGCCCUUGGCCUUAAACCUUUAUAGCAUGGCAUGAGUGUCAGGUAAGAACAAAGCAUAUGCAGAGGUUCAAGUGUGGUCAAAAGCCAGGCAUAGUCCUUCCAGUCACGUGGCGGGAUACCCAAACCCCUUGUUUGCCUAUUUCUUUUGCUCAAAAAUCCAGAGCUCCAAAGGAAAAGAUUAUAGGGAACAGAAGACUUAGGUAAAGGAGGUUAAGAGGAUCAAGCCCUAAGUGUAGAUACAAACACAUCUGUAUAUAUUGUAAAUCUAAAUAGUAAUAAAAGUCACUCAGCAUGAAGGAUAUUACUAGUGCCUACCAUUGAUCAUCAAGUAGUCAUCACUGAGCAGCCAUAUCACCUAAGAAGUGCAGUAGCUGUUGUCAAAAUAAUUUGUGUAGCUAAUUAAUUUAUAUGAAAUGCACCUUUGGGACUGUGCCAUAGUAUCUCUUUUGUAAUACAAAUGUUCAACCAUUUUUCAUGGCUACUGAUUCAAAUCUGAAAUGUCAGGAUAUCUUCUCUUCCCCAGAUGAGGACAUACACUUAGACCUGGCUAAUCUGUACUUAGUUUAUCUACCCAAGAGACUUUAGUAGUCACCAGCCUUAAUGCAUGUACAGUAUAUGCUAUUCACUGACUUAGUUGUAGGUUUUAAUCCAAAUGAAAUUGGAAUUUUCAAAAUGACUUGGAUUAAUGGCAUCUGCCUAGAUGUCCCACAGAUGUGACAUUAAAUGGUUCAUGAUUUUAAGCAAGAAAGUUUGAAUUUUAUGUAAAUAGCAGUUGAUUAAUUCCUUGAUCUUUUUACAAGACAAUUUUUUUAAAAUUAAAAGAUUGUCAAAGCAAUAGGUUUUUUAACUCUCCUAAAUUUUUGGCAGGUCAUGGGUUCAUGGUAAAAGCUAUAUUUAGAAUAUCUCCUUCUGCAAUAUGCCUUGUCUUUACAUAAUCCUCUUAAUGCUUAAUAUGUCAGAAAGAAAUGUUUCUUGUUCACAGCAAUGGCAACAUUUCCCUCCCCCAUUCAGCGAGAAUCCUCAAACUAAAGAAUCAAAUCUCCUGGCACCAUAGAAAUACAAACAAUGCCUGAAGUAUACAGACUUGUUAGGGUAACAACAGAAGUCUGUCUGGCACAGACCUAACAUGCCUCUCAUUUUGUUAUCUUUUUGUUAUCAUUUACAUCACAUAUUUGACCUCACUGUGUUUGAAACUAAAGAAUUAGUCUAGUUUUCAUGUCUUAAAAAUCCCUGGUUGGUCUGAUCAGUAUCAUAAUUAUAACUGUUACAUUAGGUUAUGUGCUGUGCACGAUGGGCUGGGAAGCCAUAGAUAAAUUUGUCAGAAUACAUUCAGAAAAGCAUUUGGAUGAUCUUAUCCUGGUAUGUCUCAAAAAAUGUGGAACUAUGUCUCUGAGCCAAUAUUGUUAGCAUGAAAAUUUAGCUACUUUACUGUCUCUCAGAAAGCUGCCGUUUGCCCUCAAAAAGGCCAAGCCUCCAUUUCCAGCAUCACUGGCCCCAUGCUGUAAAUUGCUCUUAAGGUUAAUUAACAAACUGGGAAAGUCACUUUAGGUCCUGUUUGUGCUAACCUGACUAAGGCUUCAGAGAGGAAAACACUAAGAGCAUCCGUUGGUCUUUCAGUAGGCUAUGGUUUUCUUCAGUGAGAUGGGUGAGAUCCAGCUGGGGCUAUUUCUUCAAGUAAUUACUCUGCCUCCACUUGCUGUCUAGCCCUGUUGCUGUUGGUAGCCCACAAGUAUGCCUGACUUUCAGGGGUGUUUCCUGCUUUGGUAGCCCAAGCUACCUUUCCAAUGCGGUGCUGGAACACGGAGCAAGAACCUCACAGGUUGCAUAAAGGGCCUGGCUUUUGCCCCCAAAAGCAGCAACAAAUACACCAAGGAUCCUACACUUUUGCAAUUUGUGUAGCUUGAAUUGCACACACUGCAGCUUGAAGACCAGCCUUGUCCCUGCUGCCCUCAAAGAAUUCCAGAAGGUCCAAGGAAAACAACAGAAUUAAGGGGGGAAACAGGGAAUUUCCUCUGUCCCAUGGCACUUAGUUGUUUUUUGGAGCAAAUACAGUGAACAGCAUGAAUGAUAAGGCACUCAGGUCUCAUGUUUCUCAUAUGUACUUACACAGGGAUACUUAACAUUUAUCUGCCUCACAGGGCUUUAUGAGAAUUAAUUAAUGUUUGCAAAUCACUUUGUAUCCUCAGAAGGAAAGUGCUGUUGAAGAGCUAUGGAAAAAACUGCUAAGUACACUGGAUGAAUUUCACCCCUGAGUCCAGAGCUACAAGACCCACAAAAUCUUAAAUACUAUGUAAGCUCUAGGUGUAAGCACCAGAGUGUAUAAAACUUGUGCUUAGAGCCGAGGGGUGUCACAGGCUAGGUGAAAUUGACAUUCCCAGAGUAUCUAUGACUUUGAUCCCAGCAGAGAGCAAGAAUCAAACAGUACAUAAUGGGACAAGCAGCAUAGAUUAACAAAGUGAUGCAUGGCCAUCCUAAGAGUUUCAAAUCUUUUUAUGUCUUUCGGUCACUUUGUAUUUCUGCAAAAGAAAUCUGUACAAAGCAUGUUCCUCAAAACAGCCUCAAGUGUUCAAAUAAUUCAUUAAUCCAAAUCCAGCUUCACGUAACUUCAAAUCAAUGGAAAUCUUCUUUUAGCACGGUGCAUUGCAGAGAACUAGUUGCUUAACAAAGCAUUUUUUCAAAAAGUCUCUUGUGACAAAAUAUGUGUCUGAUUUUGAUGCACAUUACCAGUAACCAAAGCGGGAAGUCAGACAUUGGUUGGGAACUCAAUGUUCUCCCACUCUGUGUGGGAGUGACCUUCCCAAAUCACACCAUUGUUAGACAGUAUCCCCAGGGCAGACUUCCAGCUCUGUUCUGACACAUUAUCCCUAGGAGUUGUCAAUAAAGCACUUCACCAAGGACUGAACACCAGUCAAAUCAACAAAAUGUUUCUAACGUGGUUCAUGUCACACUAACAAGUCCUUUCUUAGAAAUAGUUAUCCUUUUCUCCUCCACUUGGCAUUCUUAUAUGUGGAAUUCUCACCCUGUCAACAGACAUGAAAGAAAACAUUUCCUGAAGGAACAAGCUUGACAUAGAUAACAUUUACCAAAGGACAUGCCCUUCUUAUUCUUUUUCUCACUUCCAUUUUGGAAUAUACCUCUAUUUAAAAAAUAAUAUUUUCCUUUGCAGUUUAGAUUUAUCACAGAAGGUUUCGGGUUGGAAGGCACCUUGAAGAUCAUCUAGUUCCAACCUGACUGCAGUGGGCAGGGAGACCUUUCACUAGACCAGAUUUUUCAAAGCCUCAUCCAGUCUGGCCUUGAACACUUCCAUGGAUGGGGCAUCCACAGCUUCUCGGGGCAACCUGUUCCUGUGUCUCACCACACUCAGAGUAAAGAAUUUCUUCCUUAGAUCCAAUCUAAAUUUACUCUCUUUCAGUUGAAAAUUGUUGCCCCUUGUUCUGUUACUACAGGCCUUAGUAAAGUCUUUCUCCAUCUUUCUUAUAAAUCCCCUCUUUGUACAGAAAAACCACAGUCACAGUAAAAUUUCCCCAGAACCUUCUUUUUUCCACGGUGAACCCCAUCUCUCACUACCUGUCUUCAUAGGAGAUGUGCCCCAUCCCUCUGACCAUCUUCAUGGCCUCCCCCGAACCUGCCCCAGCAGAUUCAUGUCCUUCCUGUACUGGAAACCCCAGAGCUGGACACUGCACUCCAGGUGCUGUCUCACAACAGCAGAGUAGAGGGGAGAAUCACCUCCCUCAGCCAGGUGGUCAGGCUUUUUUAGCUUUCUGGGUUGCAAGGGCAUAUUUCUGGCUCAUGUCCAGCCUCUCAUCCACCAGCACCCUCAGGACCUUCUUAGCAGGACUGCUCUCAAUCAGUACAUCCCUCAUCUAUAUUGGGGCUUGGACAAACUCAGGGACAGGACCAUGUAAUUGACUGUGAUGGGCCUCAUGAGGUUCACAUGAGGGUCCUGUAUAGUAUUUGCAUGGCAAACCCAACGAGGGCAGAGAAUGACGAGGAGGACUCCACUGAUAUCAGAAGGCUAAUUAAUUACUUUAUUAUACUAUAUUAUUCUAUACUAUAUUACACUAUAUUACAUUACAUCUAAACUGAAUCUGCCAAGCACUCAACUCUGCGCACCGCUGCCCAGAAUCUCAUGACUGUCAGUCGACGGUCCCAACACACACACGCUUGGCCCUGGUAGGCCAAGGAAACAAAACACCACUUUGGGUAAACAAUCACCAUAUUGCAUUCUACUUUUGCACAAACACAGGCACAGCAAAUGAUAAGAAUUGUUUUUCCUUUCUCUGAGGUUCAGAGAACGUGAAACCCAGAAAUAUUCUUGGGAAGAAUUGUGCCUUGCUUUUCUCUGUGAAAUGUGGCGACAGUCCUCUCUCUCUCAAGGUCCCUCUGGAUGUUGAGGCCCCUUCCUGCAGUUCUAGACAUUUUCUUCUUCAACUCCAUCUCCUGGCUUGCGACAUGCAGGACAAGGGAGAGUAGAAACUGGUCGCAGGAAAAAGGUGAAAGGCAGUGCAGAGCUCUCCAAGCAGUUCAGGACCUUCCUGCUUUCUUCUCAUUCCCACCCCAUCUGUGGGACUGGCAUCCACCUUCUCUCAUUAUUUCUAGCAAGAGAAUUCAGUUCCCUCUUGAGGAAGGACAGUGAGUGCUGAUGAGUCCAUGCACAGUUUUUGACACCUCUUCUCCUCAGCAGGAAAGGCAAAUGGGAGAGACCAGUAAUCUGGGGACCAAAAGCCCUUAGUUCUGGUGACUCAAACACCUUGUGUGAAACAGCAGUGCAGCUGGAGGGGUGCCAGCAGCAUCUCCUGGCCCAAUGCCUUGGCAUGACUGUGCUACCAAUCUACUUGAGUGAGCUUUGCCACUUCAUGGCCCUGCAGUAGAACCAGCAGGAGCUGGUGGUCUCACCCGUACAAUGACCUUCCUUAGGCCAUGGAGGAUACACAGUCAGCCUUGUAACAAUUCACUGGGAUUAAAUAGGAAAAGAAGGUGGAAUGAGAGAGAAAAAGGAUUCUGAUGUAAACACAGAAGUUGGAAAUCACCUCAUCUUGUACUGAAGGUCUAAAAUAAGCACAGUUAAUCUCACCCUAGAAAUUCUUGUCUGUCUCCACUGGCUAAAAGGGGUUUUAGGUAACGAGCUCAGAUACAGAGGUGCUAUAAAUCCCACCCCAGGUUCACAGUCAUACCUGUUGCUGACAGGAAUGCCUGAUGAAAUUGGUGAAUAUCUCAGGAUGCACUGAGGCAGGAUGGGGCUGAGAUCAUGUUGGGAGGGAGCACAUAUGCAGAAAAAUAGGCAUGUGGUAAAUCCAUUAAUUUCUCAGAUGUUUCAAGCAUAUGUUUCAGACUUGGACCACCUCUUGACCACUCUAUAAUUUACUAGGCCUAAUUUCAAAGUAGAUCCUUGAGAACUGAAUGUGCACCUUUUUCUAUUAAGAUUACUGAAAUAUCAAGAAAAUACAUUUUACAGUUUACUAAAUAAUUGCAGGCACUUUUUUCUUAUGUUGCCUGGAAGUAGAGCUGGGCUCCUUUAAAAAAGGAGAAAGCUUUUCUGUAGAUGACAAAAGAGAUGAGAUUGGCUAUGAGCCUAAGUGAGGCCAAUAUUACUCUUUUUAAUGGAAAUUCAACAGCAUUUUUCAAUUCAUUAUGUGAAAAUGGGAAUUUUAUCCAUUAUGAACAGCCUGUAGGCCACACAGAGACACCUAAAGCUUGUGGCCUGCCAGCAGACCAGUAUUCCCACAGCAGCUCCCAGGGCUGGCUUCCCUUGCUGUUGGUGGAGGCAGAAAGAGCAGUGGUGUGUUGGGAGCUCCAGAGCAGCCAGGUCAGGGUGGGCUUGCAGUGCCAUUGUCUCUUUCCAUGGAUAGCAACAGGAGGAGCAGGAGCCAAAGGAGAGGAGCCAGGCAGAGAAUUCUCUGGGCAGUGGUCCCUGGUCCUCCUGUGCAGGGGCAUUGUUCCGUGCUGACCAUGGCAGAUGGAGAUGAUAGUCAGAGUAACAAACCAUGGCUGCACACAUAGACUGCUUUUGGCAACUCCCUGCCUUCCUGGGCAUAUUAUUUAUGGAAACCUGGACUGCAGUGGUGUCUGCUGGCCGGUGCCAUGUUGCAGUAGGCAUCCUACAGAGACUCUCCGUGGAGUUGCCAUCAUGCAGAAGUCAAACCCAAACCACACUGUGGGAUGGGUGAGGGAAACAAAUGGGUGGGGGAGGCAGUACAGGGUGGGUGAAGUAACAGGAGGCUUUCACGUGUCAUUACUUCUCCUGCCAGUUGCAACAAUCACAGGGUUCCCUUCCCAUUUCUCGUGCUGCACAUUGCACCAGCGGCUGAAAAGGCAGUGUGGCAAUCCCAGUGUGGGAUCAGUUGUUGGCUGGCAGUGCAGACAGCACACGACAAGGUACUGGCGCAUUGCGACUCUUCCCCACCUCCCUUUUCACACAGCGAGCUCCUGAGCGAGGUUCCCUGGCCAGGUGAGGUAUGCAGAGACCAGUUUAUGACUAGAAUUAUUUUUGUAACAAACCACAGAGGUUCAUUUCUAUAUUUCGUUUACAGCAACAAACGUCAGCGGAUUUUUUGUAAAAUUACUCAAGUCGAGAUGGCUUUGUUUGCAGCUCAUAAAACAACGCUCAUGUUGCUCUCUGAGGAUGUGCUACCCGAGGCCUCCCCCACCCCGCUACAGCAGUGUAUCUUUCUGCUGACCAUAAUCCCACAGUAUGUCCCCAUAGAGCAGGCAAUAUUGUUUACACAGGUUAAUAAAUGGAGUAUUCUGUACAGUAAUUUAUGCUGUAAAGUAUGUACAUAUAUUUCACAGUAGCAGUCACAAAUGCUUUAAACUGCCUUAUUUAUUAGAUUGGCUAGCAUUUCCCCCCUUGCUCCAGAAUACUUUAAAUUAUUUUUAUCUUUGCAUUAGGUAUUUUUUUAGUUGCUGCAUUUUGACCCAAUUAUUGAAAAAAAAGUUUUUACAGUAAAUAAAUAUCUAAAAUUUAAGUAGAAAUAGCAAAUUCACUGCCCAUUCAACUAAUAUAGCUCUGAUUAUGAUUACAAAUAAAUAUGGUAUACUCUUAUCUGUGUAUCAUAGUAUAUGCCAGAAAUCAUAUUCCGUUUGUGAUCAAUACAAACAAGAGCUUUAGUAACUUUCACCUGUUUCAUUCUUCCAUUGUGAGACAAAAAUAUAAUAAAACACUUACUGUAAAAUGACCCCCGUGAGAGCCCUGGUCUUAUUCCUCCCCCAGGCAAAACUCACAUUGGCUUCAAUGGGAGAUUUACCUAAGUACAACAUAGGGACAUUACAAAAAUAAAUAUAUGGCAUAUAAACAGUACUUGUGCUUUGUAGUCAGUCCUUUCCUCUUUAGUGAGAAACAUAGGGUAAAUGCUGCAUCUGUAAUGCUCCUCUGUCUCACUCCUUCCCUUCUUCUCUACAAGUAAAAAAUUGGGAUUUAAAACCAAUUGUAUUUGUUCCAUUCGCUCAAAAUAAAUAUAAAUAUUUUGGGGAUCAGUUCCAAGCCAAACUAGAAAAUAAAAGAAAAUGUUGCUUUUGUUUAUUUUCAUGUUAAAUUAUGUUACACAAUUAAACAGGAUAAUGCAUACAAGGGCAAUGAAAUUAUUAAUUACUUGUUUUACUGUUUGGAGAUUUUGCUAAGUCCACAGUUCAUGUAAAACUCAUGUAGCACAGUUUCUGGGAUGGUGAAAAAUCCUACUGUAAUGUAACAGAAUGAGCCUUAAGGAUUUGUAAGAAUAAGCACUUUUAUAUUAAAAAGCAAAUAUUAAUUCAUCAGUAAUAUUACUUUUUUAAUGUGACAAUAAACCAUGAAAUCAACAUCCUUCUGUCUCAAA
Motacilla alba alba is the source of this 15185-nucleotide messenger RNA. It is a transcript of the gene AFF3, whose product is annotated as AF4/FMR2 family member 3. The record is from RefSeq and is a predicted model, not a curated record. Gene Ontology annotation, cellular component: super elongation complex; nucleus. Gene Ontology annotation, biological process: regulation of gene expression. The transcript has 21 exons. Lineage: Eukaryota; Metazoa; Chordata; Aves; Passeriformes; Motacillidae. Bases 293 to 4048 code for a protein of 1251 amino acids.